AUGACACGAGAAGUGUAUACCACUUUUCUGGGGGACCUGCACAAGGAGAAGGAACUCUGCACGGCUGGCUCGGGUCCCAUGUACUUGGGAGUAGCAAUGAGUCUGGGCGCAUCCGCCCCGAGAGCGUCGUUUGCCCAUGGCCGAAAUCCCUUGAAGAUCAUAGGUUGGGGAUCUGGCAAGAGACCGAUGAGGCGCUUCGUGUUAUCUGUCGGUCGCAUACGGACUUGUCCGUCGAUGCAAGACGGUCAUCGAAUGAUGGUCCCACAGGGAUCCCUCCCGUCAUUUCUCAUGCUGACUCUGAUGAUGGAGCGCAGUGAGAAGAGGGGAAAAGAAAAGAAGGACUCGUUGUUCUCUGUCAAGUGUAAGGUAGGAGAGCACAUUCGGAUCGGUCAGUCUUUGUCCAGGGCUGCAGUGCUGCUGCAGCUGCUGCGAGUCUCUCCCAUGUGGGCCGUACAAAAUUAG
Molecule: messenger RNA, 462 nt
Organism: Penicillium oxalicum
Lineage: Eukaryota; Fungi; Ascomycota; Eurotiomycetes; Eurotiales; Aspergillaceae
Exons: 1
Coding region: 1-462 (153 amino acids)
Source: RefSeq, a predicted model, not a curated record